GUUUUGUUUAUACGAGUGAUAAUAGAAUGUGGUUUUGCAUCGAGUUUGAUUGUUUUAAGAUGUUAUUUGUUGGGAUAAAUUAAAUCAAAAUGAAGAGACGAAUCGCGGGCGUAAUGUACAUCCUGAUAACGAUUGCGCUCGUUAACGAGAUGUCCACAGCGCACGCCAGGGACAACAAUAAAAGACGGACAAAAGAUAAAACUGGUGGCUUUCAAAAGAAUAUUUGCGACAUCACCGAUCGUGACUCUAAAGUCCAUUGCUAUUGUGAAAACGCAAGAGAACCAAGGAACGCAUCAAAAGCGGAAUGCUGGGUAUUCAACGGUGGGAUAUCGCCCGAUGAUUACAUCUGGCAGAGCUUUGCCUCGCAGCCCACUUUGCAAACUUUAUCGUUUAAUGUUCGCGUCGACGGCGCACUAGGCUACGUGCCUACAAAGGCACUCCAAUACUUACAAAGGCUGCGAACCAUUAACAUUAAAUAUGGAAACAUUGUUGACGUCACAACUUUUGCUUUUGCAAAUUUAACCAACUUAAAGGAGGUGACUCUUUCCCAGAAUCAAAUCGAAACGUUACAACAGUACGCGUUCGCGCACCUGCCUAAUAUAACCAUGAUAAAUCUAGAAGAAAAUAUGAUAGUAGAAAUUGCUAGGGAUGCAUUUUUCGAUAUACCCAAAUUGCAAAAAUUAGUGUUUACAAAAAACAAUAUAUCCCAUAUCAAAGAUGGUGCGUUUCAGUAUACGUUUAAUUUGCUAGAAUUAGAUUUGAACAGGAACAAUAUACAACAUUUGAAUCGACAUACAUUUGAUGGAUUAGCAAAUCUUCGGAGGUUGGAUCUUCGACGAAACCAUAUAUUUAAUUUGACAGAGUUCACGUUCGCGGAGUUGUGGAACUUGCAAGAGCUUCUCCUGGGAAAGAAUGACUUGAAGUAUAUAUCGGAGAGAGCUUUCGAUGGGUUGUCUCAACUUAGAAAGUUAUCCCUAGACGAUAAUAAGCUCGCGGCGCUGCCUUCCGGUUUGUUCGAGGGUGUGAGAGGCCUCAGUUCACUUGAUUUACGCUCCAACGAACUACACGCCCUAACUUUCGACAACAUCAAGCCCAUAUUAGACAACUUGAAGCCACAAAACAGCAAUUUGCUCGUUGAAGAAAACAACUUCGUUUGCGACUGCCGACUGAAAUGGAUGCAUUCACUGCGAAACGAUACAAAAAGCCAGAGCACUAAAGAUUCACUCGAGAGCGUCACUUGCAAAAACGAUCCACCCAUCGUUAGUUCCGCUUACAACAAAAUGUCUGCAUCCGACACCAAUUUGGAUUUCAACAAAGAUAUACUACAUGCUGGAAUUACUAUUGAAACUAUUGAUAAAAAUAAUAUAACAGACAAAAAGACAACAGCUGAAGAUCUAUCGAAGGACCAUAUGAAUGACAUUCUAACACCUUCGAAGAAAGGUAUUAAAAGAACAGUAUUGAAAAUUCCACCCGAGACGUUACCAUGUCCAAUAGAAGUUCGAACAACGACUGAAAUUAUUCCAUACAUGAUCGACCCAAUGAUACCAAUUCAAAAUGAAAUGAAAACAUUUCGAUUCCAUGAUAUGAAUAGUGCUUGUAGACUGUCUGUUUCCAUUGUAUCGAGUAUGUGUUUUGUUUUUAUAUUUACAUAGAAUUUAAGUCAAUUUAAAUAUGGGAGAUUCAGACUUUAUCUUAUUCAGAUAAAGUAGUGUACUGAAAGUGUAUAGCACUGAAAAGUUGAAUAUUUUUAAAUUGUUAAUUAUCUUGUAUUUCAAACAUUUCUUUAUUGCGUUCAAGGUAUUUGUUUUUCUAACUUUGGUGAGACAUUAUCGUAAACUAAUAUGAACGGUUAAAACAUCAUCAUCAUCAGCUUACUAUAUGUCCCCACUGAGCUCGGAGCCUACCCUAAGUUAGGGGCUGCAUCACGGUGUUUUCCUUCAACGUAACGGUUAAAAAAAUUCACGUAUAUUUGCCCGGUGACAGCGCCGAUUAGUUUCGAGCCCGUUGGGUGCCCUUCAUCAGGGUAAGUGACGGAGCCCCUCGAUCAUCUCGCGCCUGCGCUCUUAGGGCGCGCCUCGAGGAGGCGGGGGGCAGGGGAUGCGCCCGCGUCUUCGACGAGUUUGAUACUGAAGCGUGACUGAUGUUGCUGUUCAAGCUUAGUUUCAGGUAGUCCUGAAACCGACUAAAUAUACGUG
Molecule: messenger RNA, 2195 nt
Organism: Papilio xuthus (Asian swallowtail)
Lineage: Eukaryota; Metazoa; Arthropoda; Insecta; Lepidoptera; Papilionidae
Gene: Con
Product: leucine rich repeat protein connectin
Exons: 3
Coding region: 90-1652 (520 amino acids)
Molecular function (GO): protein binding
Source: RefSeq, a predicted model, not a curated record